CCCACAGCUCAGUGCUCCGGCAUCUCCCUCCAUCUCUGUAGGGAACGUACCAUUUGCAGCCCAUACAGGAGGGAGCUGGUAGGAUGAGUAUAGUGCUUUCUCUGCAGCAGGCUGCCAUCAUUAUUCUGUGUUAUUUCAUUCUCAGAUCAUUCCCACUCUCACAAAGAUACUGUAUGCUAAAUCCAAUUCCUUGGGCUCUGAUUGUUCUUCUCUUCUGUCCAGGAGCCAAAGAAGUGUCAGCUCUGCAGCCAGGCUGCACCCUGGAGGGCACAUCUGAAGACUAUGAGUUGUAUGAAGAUGGAGACAUAAUGAUUGCAGGGGUGCUGGAGAUUCUAAGGAUCUUUUAUAAUAUUCCUGUUUCCUUCUGGAGACCCCCUUCUUUUGCAUCUCUUAAAGAAAAGCUGAUUUCAUUCCGUAAUUAUCGGCACAUGGUUGCCUUUAUUUACGCUAUUCAGGAGAUCAACCAGAGAGAGGACCUUCUACCCAACAUCACUCUUGGUUACAGGAUCUUUGAUUCAGCAAGUAAUGAGCAUGAAGCCAUCUUGAAAACGUUUCUGUUGAUGUCUGGAGGAAGGAUCUUGGCUCCAAAUUAUAUUUGCCAGGAGAAAAGAAUGGUGGCUUUUAUAGGGGACUUGGGCUCUGCCACUUCUCGGGUCAUUUCUGUGAUAACAGGAAUCUAUCACUAUCCUCAGAUCAGUUAUGGAUCAAUGGACACCACUUUUACAGACCGCGUGCGUUUCCCAUUUCUCUACCGUACGGUGCCCAAUGAGCGCUACCAACACAUCGCCAUUGUCCAACUCCUGAAGCACUUUGGCUGGAUUUGGGUGGGAAUAGUCAUAUCAGAUGAUGAGAGUAGCCACCGGGGAAGCCAAGACCUGCUCAACUUGUUGGCCAGAAAUGGGAUCUGUGUGGAAUUUCUAUGGAUUUAUGGAACAGACGAACAUUUCAGUGACAUUGAAUCUCAGUUCAAGACGAUAAGACGCGUGAGAAAAUCAUCAGCAAAAGUGGUGAUAUUUUACUGCAACAAACAUAUCUUUGAUUAUUUUAUAGAGACCUACACCGCUCGGAAUUACCCCGAUAAGAUAUGGAUCAACCUAUCAAUGUCGUUUUAUUUUGUAGAUAAAACCAUGCGUUCGCUUGUUGGCAGAUUAAAGGGAACAUUAGCCUUCUCAGUGAGAAAAGGAGAAAUCCCUGGGCUCCGAGAUGCGCUACUCCAGUCUCCACAGAAUCACCCGCACAAUUCAGUGAUUGCCAUUCUCUGUUUCUCAUAUUUUGGUUGUUUUCCACCAACACAGCAUUUUGACUAUGGAAAUAAGAGAUGCCCUGAGAAUAUAACAUUGCGGCUGCUUCCCCAAAUGUUGUACGAUGUGGAGAAUUUCCGCAUUACUUACAGUAUUUAUAUGGCUACCUACCUGCUUGCACAAGCCUUGCACUCAGCCCUGGGGCACCUUGGGGGUCCCACCGCUAAUUCACAUCUCAGUGAUACCAUAAAGCCCUGGCAGCUGAAAAGAAAACUGAAAGGAGCUUAUUUUCUAUCCUCCUCUGGGGAGAAGAUUUCCUUUACCAGUGAAGGGGAUGUGCCCGGGGUGUUUGAUAUCACAAACUGGGUUGGAACCACGGGGGUAACGGGACCCACCCUGACUCCUGUCACAGUCGGACACUUCAACUCCUCUGCACCAGAAGGUCAACAGCUCCGCAUUAAUGACAGUGACAUUCACUGGAACCCGAGAGUUAUAAUGGAUAACUUCUCAUCAGCCCCUUCCUCAGUCUGCAGUGAGCGCUGUUCCCCUGGAUACAGGAAAGCCCUCCGACAAGGACACCCCAUCUGCUGCUAUGACUGUGUUCCAUGUGCAGAAGGACAGAUCUCCAACUCAACAGAUUCUGAUAACUGCAUCACCUGCCAUGAGAGUGAGUGGUCCAAUAAGAAGAAAGAUAUGUGCAUCCCAAGAACUGUAGACUUCCUGUCACAUGGGGACUAUCUGGGCUCUGGAUUGGUUUCUCUUUCAGUAGUGAGUGCUGUAGUGACCUGCUCAAUGUUGUGCAUCUUCUGUAUCCAUAACAACACUCCAGUAGUGAAGGCCAAUAACCGGGAGCUCAGUUACAUCUUACUGCUCUCCAUCUUCUUCUCUUUCCUUUGUGUCUUGUUAUUCAUUGGGCGACCUCAGAAAGUCACCUGCCUGCUCAGACAAGUUACAUUUGGGAUCAAUUUUACACUUUCUGUCUCUUGUGUCCUGGCUAAAACGGUCACAGUUGUCAUUGCCUUUAAUGCCACAAAGCCUGGAAGCAAGAUAAAGAAAUGGGUGGGAACCAGAGUGUCCAUCUGGCUGGUCCUUCUCUGCUCACUGGUCCAGGUUGGGAUAUGCCUGGUCUGGCUGAUCUCCUCCCCACCAUUCCCAGACUAUGACACUCACACUUACACUGGGAAGAUGAUAUUACAAUGUAAUGAAGGUUCUGUCACUGCAUUCUACACUGUGAUUGGUUACAUGGGAUUCCUGUCUGCAUUAAGUUUCAUUGUUGCUUUCCUGGUUAGGAAGUUACCAGACAGUUUCAAUGAGGCCCAGCUGAUCACUUUCAGUAUGCUGGUGUUCUGCAGUGUUUGGGUGUCCUUCAUCCCAGCGUACCUGAGCACCAAGGGCAAAUACACGGUGGCUGUGGAGAUCUUUGCUAUCCUGACUUCCAGUGCAGGGCUGCUGGGCUGUAUCUUCAUUCCCAAGUGCCACAUUAUCCUCUUCCACCCUGAGAAGAACACUCGGAGACACCUCAUUGGGAAACUGGGAUGAUGAGUAUGGGGAGGUUGUGCUGUGUCGUUCCCCUAAAUCAUUCUUGUUCUUAAAAUAUAUGAAUUUAAAAUGUUAGAGUUAAAUAGAGUUAGUUUAUUUAUAAUAUUUUCUUAUUUUGGAAUACAUUUACAUUACAUCAUCAGCUGAUUUACUUGCUUUCCAGCUACUCAUUUAUUUGGUACCACAUAGUCCAUAUAGGACUGGACCAUAUAGUCCUGAAUUGUGUUCUGCCCCUUCCUCUGAAAGACCCUCCGAGCCAAAACAAUUUGCAGCCCCCUGUGUCUGGUUCAAUGGAACACGGACAUUGAUGUUAGUGGCAUGAACUACUGUAACAUAAACAAAAUCAUGAAAUCUUUUUUUGUGC
This is a messenger RNA of Xenopus laevis (African clawed frog), 3144 nucleotides long. Its product is annotated as vomeronasal type-2 receptor 26-like. Bases 84 to 2780 code for a protein of 898 amino acids. The record is from RefSeq and is a predicted model, not a curated record. Lineage: Eukaryota; Metazoa; Chordata; Amphibia; Anura; Pipidae. The transcript is spliced from 6 exons.